AUGGACAUAAAAUUCAGCGCCGCCGACUAUGUCCCGCAAAGAGCGCGAGACCGACGGAAAAUGGCCAUAUGGCCGAAAAUCGUUAUCACUUCCCUCAUCGUCGGCCUGUGUCUGCACAGCAUCGACAAAUUGAUUGGCGGACUGCUUCCCGAAAGAUAUCGCGCGGAACGUGGUUUUGCAGAGGGGAAGCAGCCGAUACUACUCGCGCAGUCGCCAUUCCGUUGGAGCACCAUCGAACCGUCCAACGAACUUCAGUACCACGACUGUUACGAUGGUCUACAAUGUGCUCGGCUCGACGUCCCCAUGGACUACCAUGCAUCCGAGGUCUCACCAGAUCGAGUCGCGCUUGCCAUAAUUCGACUACCUGCGAAAGUGUCAGUUAGCGACCCUCGAUACGGCGGCGCCAUCCUGAUCAACCCAGGCGGCCCAGGAGGCUCUGGGGUAGCGAAACUCCUACAGCACGGCUCGCAAAUGCAGCAUAUUGUCGACUCCGACAAACCUGUAAAUCAGUCGACCGAGGAGGACGACGAUAGGUAUUUCGACAUCAUAGGAUUCGACCCUCGAGGAGUCAAUCACAGCACGCCAAUCCUGACCUGCUUCCCGGACAGCUUUGCGCGACAGACUUGGAACCUGCAAUCCCUCGCCGAAGGGCUCCUGGGUAGCUCGGAGGGAUCCUUGAGGACAGGCUGGCGACGAGCGAGGGCGUUUUCCAUGGGCUGCUCGAGCCGACUAGACUCUGGGAACGGGACGACGAAUUUCCUCGAGCACGUCAAUACGACACCAGCGACAGCCGACAUGGUUGAGAUCAUCGAGCGGCACGGCCAGUGGCGCGAACGAGAAGGACAGAGAGCCCAAGAUGCAUACGACCUCACUCAUGGCCGUAACCCAGACCCAUCCCAUGUAAUCGCCCAACGUACGAAAUGGCAGAAAGGCCAUGAACCCUUACUCUACUGGGGAUUCUCCUACGGCACGGUGCUCGGCUCGACUUUUGCAGCCAUGUACCCGGAGCGAGUAUCUCGCAUGGUUCUUGACGGCGUGGUCGACGCAGAGGACUACUACAAUGGGCCCUGGCUCGGCAACCUACAGGACACCGACCGAAUCCUGCACAACGUGAUGCGAUAUUGCUCGGAAGCCGGACCGGACAAUUGCCGCCUAUGGAGGCCCGGAGGCACCCAGGCCGUUCUCGCAGCGUACGAGAGACUUCUACAGGAUAUCUGGGAUGACCCGCUUUCUGUUGUCGGCGACCAACGCCGCGGACCCGAGAUCAUCACCUGGACCGAUGUCAAGAUGGUCGUCAAAGACGCGCUCUACCAGCCCAUCAUCCUAGGCCCGAUAAUGGUCGAACUCCUGCAGGACAUCAUCAACGGCACCGGCAGCGUGUUCGCCGAGUACAAGCAAAGCGGCCGCACACCCAGCUGUCGGUCCGAACAGUGCGAGAUCGACGGGCCAUAUUCCGAGGAAUGUGUCUCUCCCGGCUGGAACGAGCUCGAAGCGACAUCCGCGAUCCUGUGCACCGACGCUCAAGACAUCGGCAGUUUCACCGAGGACGAGUUCCGCGGCUACUGGCGCACCCUGCAGGGCCAGAGCAAGGCGAUGGGCGACUACUGGGCGCAGACGCGCCUGGGCUGUGCGUCGUGGCAGGCCAGGGCCAAAUGGAGGUUUGCCGGGCCCGUCGCCGCGGCGAACACGUCGCACCCGAUCCUGUGGGUGUCGAACACGCUGGACACGGUGACGCCGCUGCGCAAUGCGAAGAGGAUGAACGAGCGGUUUCCCCGGUCCGUGCUGUUGCAGCAGGAUUGCGAGGGCCAUUGUUCGUUCGCGGCGCCGUCGCUGUGCACGGCCAAGGCGGUCAAAAAGUAUUUCCAGACUGGAAAGAUGCCGGAGCCAUGGACGCUGUGCGAGACCGAUGCGAAGCCCUUCGAGGCGGGAAGACUGCUACGGCAGAAGAUGGCGGCACUAAGCACGCAAGAUGCACAGCUUUUGACUGCGCUGCAGCAGCUGGCCGAGAGUCAAAGCUCUAACCGAUUUCUAUGAAGGCAUUCACGUGAAUCGUCCAAGGAUAGAGACAGACUAAUGCGAGCACGAAGAGAUGACAUGGAACGCAGCACAAGAUAGUGACUUCACCACACCACAUUGACUUAGGUCGUGUAAGUAGUACCACACAGGGUAUCAAGACGGCACAGCCUGAUGUGCCCACAAUCACUACAUCUAAC
Exophiala xenobiotica is the source of this 2213-nucleotide messenger RNA. RefSeq lists its product as uncharacterized. NCBI's taxonomy places the organism in Eukaryota, Fungi, Ascomycota, Eurotiomycetes, Chaetothyriales, Herpotrichiellaceae. The transcript has a single exon. The record is from RefSeq and is a predicted model, not a curated record. The coding region runs from base 1 to 2034 and encodes 677 amino acids.